This is a messenger RNA of Durotheca rogersii, 1698 nucleotides long. RefSeq lists its product as uncharacterized. Gene Ontology annotation, cellular component: endoplasmic reticulum membrane. Lineage: Eukaryota; Fungi; Ascomycota; Sordariomycetes; Xylariales; Xylariaceae. Gene Ontology annotation, biological process: regulation of store-operated calcium entry. The transcript has a single exon. The coding region runs from base 718 to 1698 and encodes 326 amino acids. The record is from RefSeq and is a predicted model, not a curated record.
AUGUAUUGAGUACAGAGGUCAUCUGCGACCUCCUGGCCCUACCUACAGGGCCCCCCCUUGUCCAGCUAUUACAUAGUGCAAUCCCGCAGCACGAGGCGGGCGGCACAGCUAUCUUGGCUCGCAUUGCUGGUAUUUCCAACCUUGCCACCUCUCUCUCUCUCUUUUCCGGCUCUGCAUUCCGGGGCCUUCCGUCAUCGUCAUCGCUCGUCACGGGAAGAAACCGACGGCCUCGUCAGCCCGCCAACACCAACCGGCCAGGUGUCCUUUGCUUUCCCCGCCAGCCGCAUCGCCACGCCACGAACACCUCGAUGGCAGAGAGAACCGAAAGGUUGACAACUUCGACUGUUCCUCUUUCUCGACUGACCUCCCACGCCUCGCAGCAGCCGCGGUCGAACAAACCAACCAACCAACCAACCUGCCCCCCCGCCACCUACGCGAACAUACCCAGAUUAGCACGCGUGACGCACGAAGAGCCGCCGUCGCUCAUAUCGACCACUCAAAAUAUGACCUAGGUUGGUGCCCUGCCACCUCGCCGUGCAAAGAAGUCGACCAGACUAUAACGAAUACCCGAUUCAACACGCCGCUGGCCUCCCUCCUCUCCUAGGCUAGGCACAAAUCAUCGCUCGAGAGCCCCGGCCGCUGGUGGUAUAUUCUAGCGACUCGACCCAACACACACGCGCACACACACACACGCACGCACGCACGAACAUAUACACAAUGCAUCUCGCCUCGCCCUCGUCUCCCCUCCUCCCGCUCCUGGCCCUCGCAUCCCUCCUCGUCCCGGGCGCCGGCGCGCAGCCCAAGGGCAAGCCGAGCUCCAAGGACGCGAUCCUGCUGUCGGGCGUGCAGACGCUGACGCUGCGGGGCGGGGGCGCGCGGACGGCGCACCGGCGGGUGGCCGCGGUGCCGCAGCUGCGGUGCGUGUCGUCGCCCGCCGGCGUCUGCGGCCUGCACGCGGUCGACGUGAUGCGAUGCGACAACCGCGGCGGCGGCUACGGCGGCCCCGAGGACGUCCACUGGUCCUGCGCCGCCGCCCUGCCCCCCGAGCUCCGCCUCGGCCCCACCGACGUCCAGUGCGAGGGCUACCGCGCCCCCGACGACCCCUACGUCCUCCGCGGCAGCUGCGCCGUCCAGUACCGCCUCCUCCUCACCGAGCUCGGCGAGCGCCGCUUCCCCCACCUCGUCCCCGGCGCCCCCGGCCGCCUCGCCCGCUGGUUGGACCGCGCGCCCUCCGUCGCCUUCGGCGUCCUCUUCGCCCUCGUCUGCCUCUGGAUCGUCUACAGCGCCUGGUUCGCCGCCGACGGGAACCGCCAAGGCCCUCCCCCCGCGAACCGCAGGCCCAGGAGAACUUGGUGGGGCGGCGGCGGAGGCGGGUUCGACCCGGGCUUCGGUCCAGGAGGUGGCGGCGGCGGCUAUUGGGCCGAUCCCCCGCCCCCUUACCCGGGCACCGACAAGUCGUGGGGCGCACAGAACCAAGGGUGGCGCCCCGGGUUUUGGUCGGGUCUAGCCAGCGGUGCGGCAGCAGGCUACAUGGCGGGUAACCGCGGCGGAAACAAUAACCGGCGAGAAUCGCGCGGCUACGGCUGGGGGGCGGGGCCGUCAAGCUCCUCCUCCUCCUCCUCUUCCCGGUCGGAGGCACGCUCGACAUCCUCAGCGAGAUACGAGAGCACGGGCUUCGGUACCACCAGUAGAAGAUAG